Molecule: messenger RNA, 246 nt
Organism: Postia placenta MAD-698-R-SB12
Lineage: Eukaryota; Fungi; Basidiomycota; Agaricomycetes; Polyporales; Adustoporiaceae
Exons: 1
Source: RefSeq, a predicted model, not a curated record
AAACGGAAAAUAAAAUCAUCAGACGACGAAGACGGCUAUGAGCCGGACCGUGAGGCCACGCCGGUGGAUGGGAGUACCCCAAAUCGGAGAGUGAAACGCAAGGUCUGCAUGUCGGACGACGCACGACAGCGAGCUGUCGACAAGUCUCCGAACAAAGGCGCCUGCAUUCUAUCGAGGCUCAAUGACAGGACAGUCCAAUUUUGCCACGUACUUCCACGAGCCACAGACUCGUCAGUGGUAAGUUGA